AGUCUAAAAGUCUCACAUUUUUAAUUCAUCUUUAUUGAGCAGACGUGGACUAAUUAGCGGACAUGGUGCAAUACCGGACAGGUGUUACUCGAUUUAUCCGAAGACAGAGACGGGGAUGUACAUAAUCUUUCUCCAUUCGCAUUUAUUUCGGGUUUUAUCCUGCGAAUGUGCCCUUUGCCCCUUUAUUUACGCACUGAACUGCGCCAUUCUGAAUGCCCUUUUCGUGCAGUCUUUAGCUCUCCGUCGUGUAUUCCCCGCAUAGAGAUAUCUGUAUACCGCUUCCUCAGUUGGCUGUGAGGCGCAUACAAAAGUUGCAGCGGUCGCGACUGCUAAUGCGCGUUAGCUAGCGCGCUCGAGUUCUCAAACGAGCCGUCUUAAGUAUGAAAACGGCUUAUAUUCGCUGUUGACAGCCGGUAUACGGUGUCGUUGGUUUAAAACGACACAGAGGAAUGACAUAAGCUAGCGUUCACACGGAGUGCCCGUUUCUGUUUCGACCGCGUACAACUGAAGCGGCGGUAUUUGUAUGCUCGGUGGCACUUCGGUGACAUUAGCGUCACUGUCAGCUCGUUUGUCGAUUUGUCGGGUUUUAUUCAGCUUUUGUUGUGUUUUUGUAAUCGCAUGGCUGAAGGGUAACUUGUACUGGAGUUUUCGUUUGGAGGGGCGUUUACCGUGUUGAAGCUAGCAGGAGCUUUUUGACGGUAGAUCACGGGCUGCCGGGAGUUUGACAAGCAGCUUAUGUAAUGCUGGCGAUUCCCCGCUCGACCGCAACAGACGAAUAAACAGCGGGUAUUCAGAGUGCGACGAAGUUUAUGUCGUGACACGACUUGUAGGCGUCGUCAUUACGGUGCAUUUAUGUGUGCUUUCUUCCCGUGAGUUGUUGCGACUCGCUGCUGUUGAAACACUGUGUCGAAGCUGCUGCGCGUCUUGUAAAAAUCUAUCGAACAUGCGGGAAGUUCAACGAAAAGCUAUUGCGGACACCAUCUGAACGCUUAAACAGCUUUGGACUUGUAAAGAAAUGCAUUUUUCGUCAAAAAUCUUGUAAAGGAUUAAGAUAUGGACGGUGGACAAAAAUGCAGCAGUAACAAUGCUGAGAAUUUAACUUUGGGGGAUUGUAUCGAGAGAGGCUUCGUGCCUGAUAUUGGUGUCAAUGUGUCCUCUUUAAAUACGCCAAAAGAUUUCUCGAAUGGACAGAGCGGUAGUGACGCUCAAAGAAAUCUCUCGGUGGCAAAUCCAUCCUUAAUGGGACGUAACAUACAAGAACCAGAUGUUAUGGCGUAUAAACCUUUCAGAAUGCAGCACCAGCAAAAGGUAAAAGAGCCCCUCAUAGGGGAGAACUUUUCGCUCUUGGACGAGAGCAUUGCAGACUUAAAUCGUGGUUCUGGCAUCCAGGCCCCUGACACUUUUACAAUGAAAAUGGAGCAGUUUUCCCCGAUAGAGAAAGAUAGGCUGGACUUUCCACCCUAUGGCCACCUGGAUAAGGAAUUGGAUGGUAAUGAGAGAGUGAUUGGAGACAACACCAUUGACAUCCUUAAGGAUCUAGACUUACCUGACUCCCUAUCUGACCUGAAUGAGCUCUACGUUGCCGACGAGGCUGCCUUUCUUUCCUCGUUGGCUGUGGAUGAUGCCCUGCUGGGAGAGAGCAACUUUCUGAAGGAUACCAGCCCUGUUGUCACUGGCAACAGUGCAGCCUACACAAAUGUGAACGGCAUGGGGAAACGGCAGCAGAUGGUAGAAGCCAGUGUCAACAUGCCGGUCAUAAAGACAGAGAAAGACACAGACUUUAUCCAGCUGUGUACACCGGGUGUCAUCAAACAGGAGAAUGAGAGGCGGAGCUACUGUCAGAUGUCAGGGAUGGGUGGGCCUCACGGUGGGCCCGCCACGUUGGGAGAUAUGGGCGGACAGACAUACCACUAUGGAGCCAACACCGCCUCACCUGUGAGUUUACCAGAUCAGAAACCUCCUUUCGGCCUGUUUUCUCCCCUACCCAACUUAAGUGAUGGCUGGGUUCGAGGAAAUGGAUAUGGAGAUCCGUCUGGGAUGCAGAGAGCCAAUGAGACUGUACUUCCGACAACCUAUCCAUACAGCAGCUCUUUGGCCAGGCCUGAAGCGAGCAGCUCCAGUUCGUCUGGAUCAGUCAAGCCCGGCGGAAACACCCAUAAGAUCUGCCUGGUGUGCUCCGAUGAGGCCUCUGGGUGUCAUUAUGGGGUGCUCACCUGUGGCAGCUGCAAGGUUUUCUUCAAAAGAGCUGUAGAGGGGCAGCACAACUAUCUCUGCGCUGGAAGGAAUGAUUGCAUCAUAGACAAGAUAAGAAGGAAAAACUGCCCGGCAUGCCGCUUUCGCAAGUGUCUUCAGGCCGGCAUGAACUUGGAAGCUCGAAGAAACAAGAAACUGAUGCGAUUACGGGGUCAUUCGUCCUCAAGUGAGCAGGCCCCAGCUCUGCCUGAAGAGAGCAUGUGUUCACUGGUGCCCAAAGCCAUGCCCCAGCUGGUGCCCACCAUGCUGUCCCUGCUCAAAGCCAUUGAGCCUGAGAUCAUUUACGCGGGUUACGACAGCACCAUCCCGGACACCUCCACCCGCCUCAUGACCACACUUAACCGUCUGGGAGGCCGUCAGGUCAUCUCUGCAGUCAAGUGGGCCAAAUCCCUUCCUGGCUUCAGAAACCUGCACCUGGAUGACCAGAUGACGCUGUUGCAGUGCUCCUGGCUCUUCCUCAUGUCCUUCGGCUUGGGCUGGAGAUCCUACCAGCAGAGUAACGGAGACAUGUUGUGUUUCGCUCCAGACCUCGUCAUCAAUGAGGAGAGGAUGAAACUACCCUACAUGAAUGACCAGUGUAGCCAGAUGCUGAAGAUCACCAAUGAGCUGGUCAGGCUGCAGGUGUCCAAUGACGAGUAUCUCUGCAUGAAAGUGCUCCUCCUCCUCAGCACAGUACCAAAGGACGGCCUUAAAAGCCAAGCUGUGUUUGAUGAAAUCCGCAUGUCGUACAUCAAGGAGCUGGGCAAAGCCAUUGUUAAACGCGAGGAGAACUCCAGCCAGAACUGGCAGAGGUUCUACCAGCUCACUAAGCUUUUGGACUCAAUGCAGGAGAUGGUGGAGGGGCUUCUCAACUUCUGUUUCUACACAUUUGUGAAUAAAUCUCUGAGCGUGGAGUUUCCUGAGAUGUUGGCGGAGAUCAUCAGCCAUCAGCUACCAAAAUUUAAAGACGGGAGUGUCAAGCCUCUUCUGUUCCAUCAGAAAUGACUGCCUUAAGAUCAUAGCAAUGCCUUAACGCCACCUUUUUCUUACCAGCGCUAGUCCAGCCUGCCCGUUUCCCCCCAAACAUCCUGAAUGAACUGAGGGAUACAUUCGCUUUUGCUUGAUUCUCAGAGGAAAGAGGUGAAGGGCGCUCUUCAGAAAUGUUCAUGGAGCAUGGUUCAUGUACUUGGAACAGACGGAAUAUGACUUUGAGAAGUUAGGUUUUUAGUGACGUUCUCUUUUUUUGCAUGUACACUGCUUAAAAGUUUACAAAGGUAUAUCAAAAAAGGGAAAUGUGCCUUUUUUGCGCUUUGCGAAUCAAUUUCGAACAUUUCUCAGGCUAACGCAAUGACUUGGCAUACAAAAUUGAUGUCGAUGAUUCACAUUCGUCACGUCUGUCUCUGCCCGUGUCUAAACCUGCCGCGGUGGUUCUCUGGAGGUGGCAGCUCAGCGCUCUCCAGAGGUGCUAGAGAUUUUGAAGCAGCCCAUGAAACAUAAGCCCAUAUUAUGCAGUUUUUUUAAGUCUCAUCGAAUCUCCAAAUCAUAAAACAAUUUUACCUGGAGCACCAUGAAAAUGCCACAAGAUAAUUCAAUUCAAAUCAAUAUCUGUUCCAUGACUGACAUUAAAUACUGAGUUGUUUCUUUGUUUUUUUUGAAUAGGUUCCACUGAAAUGUAAUUUGUAGGGAUAGGUCACCCAAAAAAAUCUUUCCCCAAAUUUUUCCAAUGUUUAAUUCACCCUCAUGUUAUUUCAAACCUAUGACUUUCUUUACACCGUGGAACACAAAAUGAGAAAUUCUAAAUAAUUUCCUGGUUGCUAUUUUCUAAUUAGUUGCAAUGAAUGGUGGCUGAAGCUUCAAAAAUGAAACAAAGACAACAUGGAAGUCUUGUAAAAGUGGCUCAUCUAUGACUCAUUCUCCGUUUUCCAAGUCUUAUGAAUUCAGACAAUAGCAUGGUGUGAUGAGCAAACCUAAAUCAAAGUCAUUAUUCACUGAAAAUUCCCCCUUAGUGAGCUGUUGAGAACCAGAUC
Messenger RNA from Sinocyclocheilus anshuiensis, 4259 nucleotides. RefSeq names its product glucocorticoid receptor-like. Lineage: Eukaryota; Metazoa; Chordata; Actinopteri; Cypriniformes; Cyprinidae. The record is from RefSeq and is a predicted model, not a curated record. Gene Ontology annotation, biological process: regulation of DNA-templated transcription; nuclear receptor-mediated glucocorticoid signaling pathway. The transcript has 9 exons. Gene Ontology annotation, cellular component: nucleus. Gene Ontology annotation, molecular function: nuclear glucocorticoid receptor activity; zinc ion binding; sequence-specific DNA binding. The coding region runs from base 1054 to 3237 and encodes 727 amino acids.